AAGGGGAAAAAUAAAAAAUAAAAAAAUAAAAAAAAAAGGUAAAUUCCGAAUUAGCAAUAACGAUCCGAAAAUCGAGCUGAGAGGUGAGAGGGAGCUCCGCCUUGGCCAGAGACGGCUGGGAAAGGAGGGUUCAUUUUCGUGUAUGAUCAAACUUCAGAGCCUCCUUUGCUUUCUCUCUCUCUCUCCUGCUCUCCCGCCUGAUCCAAUCUAUCCCCGCUCCGGCACCGAUUAGAUUUUCCGGCAACUAAGGACAAGAGAGAGGGAGAGAGCCACAUUCUUCUCCCCCUUCUUUCAAACCCUCCCUGCAUUCAUUGCUCAUCUUUUCCCUCCCCCAUUAUCAAUCUCGCACUCGGAUCAUCAUACAGAUAUAUACUCUUUCCUGUUUUCCACCGCUAAAUUUUAACAAUAAUAUUGCAACACGAAUCCAAGGCUUUCUAAUUCUCAUGCAUUUUGAUGAUAUUUUGAGUGAAUUGAAUACCGGAAUAUGAUAUUGAAUGCAUAACCGGAAUUGAAUUGGUGAUUUGUCGGUGACUUUGGAGAAUCCUCCUGUGUUAUUGAUAUCUGCCGUGCUUGCAAAGGAAUAUGUAUCAAACGUCAACUGCAUCUUCUCAUGAUCUAUCUAGCACCAACCGGCGAAUGAUCGACGUUAAUUCUCCAAACAUCCGACUUUAUCAAGUCUGGAAAGGAAGUAAUAAAUUCUUCUUUGGGGGCAGACUUAUAUUUGGACCAGAUUUCAAAUCAAUAUGUUUCACAUUGUGCUUAAUUUUGGUUCCAGUACUCUUCUUUUGUGUUUUUGUUGCAGAAGGACUUAUCAAUAAACUCCCCAGCCGAGUAGGCUAUAUUCUUCUAGCAGUAGCUGUUAUUUUUACUACCCAUAUUAUUGUUCUUCUGUUUCUCACUUCGGGAAGAGAUCCUGGAAUAAUUCCCCGAAAUUUCCACCCCCCGGAACUAGAUGAUGAAGCAGAUACAUCAAGUAUCUCAACUGACUGGGCAGGGAGUCAGAGUGGUAUAAGUUUACCCCCAACAAAAAGUGUUACAGUCAAUGGAAUAGUUGUCAGGGUCAAAUACUGUCAAACAUGCAUGCUAUACCGCCCACCACGCUGCUCUCAUUGUUCUAUAUGUAACAACUGUGUUGAACGCUUUGAUCACCAUUGCCCGUGGGUGGGACAAUGUAUUGGAAAGAGAAAUUAUCGGCACUUUUUCAUGUUUGUUUCCUCUACAACUCUCUUGUGCCUGUACAUUUUCGCUUGCUGUUGUGUAAACAUUAGACUGAUAAUGAAAUCAGGAAAUUUCUCUUUCUGGAAGGCUUUUGCCAAAUCACCUUGUUCAGGAAUUCUUAUGAUAUAUACAUUCAUUGUUUCUUGGUUUGUUGGAGGUCUCACUUCAUUUCACAUAUACCUGAUUCUCACAAAUCAGACAACAUAUGAGAAUUUCAGAUACCGCUAUGAGAGGAAGAUGAAUCCCUAUAAUAUUGGAAUUGCCCACAACUUUAGGGAUGUCUUUUGCUCGACAAUUCCUGCUUCUAAGAACAACUUCCGUGCUAUGGUGAAAGCUGAUUUUUCUUCAAGCUUCAACAGUUCAGCAUAUCCAACAAGCAGCUCCUUGAGCCCAGAAAUGUCCAAAGUAAGCCACAACAUAGAGAUAGACAAAAGACAGACUGUUGAGAAAAAUGAGUUUGAAGACAUACGAAAACAGAUUAAGAGCAUUGGUGACUUAGAGAGAUGUGAACCUAAACGCAACAACUGGGACCAUAAACGGGAGAGAAGUCCUGAAUCACAUUUAACGAAUGUCGAGACUCAGGUAGAACAUGGUGCAAAGGACAGGGAGAAGAACACCAGAGCACGCUGACAGUUGAAUACGGUCCUUCAAGGCUCCAAAAAGGUUGGACAUGGGCCUUAAUCUCAAGGCGUUCUGAAGAUUUGGUUGCUUGGGGAAAGUAGUGGACUAUUACCACUGCUCCUGCCUGACUGCCUAAGACUACAAGUAAUGCAAUGUAGUUGAACUCCCUCCAAGUGGUUUUCUGGCGUAGGGAGCUGGCUUAAGGGCUUCUUAUGACUUGAAGUGAUGACCAGAGAACAUAUUUUGUUUCUGGCGUGGGGACAGUGAUGUUUGUUGUAGUGUGCUAUUUGUAAUGCCUAUGAUACGCUGUUCGAUAUGCUUAUUUAUAUUGUGUAUGGUUAGCAAUACACUUAAAUCAGGAUUAGAAACGGGGAAUCAAUCUUUUUUAGUUUACUGCA
Ipomoea triloba (trilobed morning glory) is the source of this 2237-nucleotide messenger RNA. RefSeq names its product probable protein S-acyltransferase 7. The coding region runs from base 583 to 1848 and encodes 421 amino acids. Gene Ontology annotation, molecular function: protein-cysteine S-palmitoyltransferase activity. Gene Ontology annotation, cellular component: Golgi apparatus; endoplasmic reticulum. Gene Ontology annotation, biological process: protein targeting to membrane; peptidyl-L-cysteine S-palmitoylation. The record is from RefSeq and is a predicted model, not a curated record. The transcript has 6 exons. Lineage: Eukaryota; Viridiplantae; Streptophyta; Magnoliopsida; Solanales; Convolvulaceae.